Messenger RNA from Cadophora gregata, 303 nucleotides. RefSeq lists its product as uncharacterized. The record is from RefSeq and is a predicted model, not a curated record. NCBI's taxonomy places the organism in Eukaryota, Fungi, Ascomycota, Leotiomycetes, Helotiales, Ploettnerulaceae. The transcript has a single exon. The coding region runs from base 1 to 303 and encodes 100 amino acids.
AUGCUCUUUCGAAGUAGAAGGUGGGGGGACCAAAUACCUGGCAUGAGCGUGGCAUUUCAAUUCCGUGGGAUUGGAUUGUGCGUGGAGCUUAUCUUCUGGACGCCUAUCACAGGUGUCAAAAGUGCACGAGUGCCAAAACCUGGCAGGAAAGGGAAGGUCGUUGCUGCUUGGCCAAUAUGUUUGCUUCAUCCGGAGACCUCAGUAUUGGAAAGGAAGGAAGGGACGGCUGUUUCCGGUUUCAAACUCUCUUCUGUGAUGAGCAGUCGCUACCCACUCAUUGUGAUAGUACCAAUCCUACAAUGA